Messenger RNA from Penicillium salamii, 1044 nucleotides. The record is from the annotation of a GenBank genome assembly. Lineage: Eukaryota; Fungi; Ascomycota; Eurotiomycetes; Eurotiales; Aspergillaceae.
AUGAUCAACUCCGUUGCCAUCUUGGCCCUUGUUGCCACCCCGGCCUUCGCCGGUGUCAUGCAGGUUGCUGGUGAGGACCACGUCCGUCCUUCCGAGCACGCUGGCGGUGUUGCCCCUCACCACACCGAUGGUUGGGAUGAGAGCUGGUCCAAGCCCACCGGCCACGAGUCCUGGACUCGUCCCACCGAUGCCUGGACCUCUCCUUGCACCACCUCCACCACCCCGGUUGAGACUUCCACCACUCCUCCUGCCGAGAGCACCACUCCCUGCACCACCUCUACCCCGGUUGAGAGCACCACUCCUCCCGCUGAGAGCACCACCCCCUGCACCACCUCUACCACCCCGGUUGAGUCGCACACCAAGCCUCCCCACAGCUGGACCAAGCCCUCGCACACUCCCUCCGGCACCACCAAGACCAUCACUGUUGUGACCACCACCUGCCCUGUCACUGACUCCACCGUCACCUCCGGCUCUUCCACCUGGACCACCCCUGUCACUGGUACCAGCACCAUCACUCUGACCCAGACCACCGUCUGCACUCUCUGUGACAACGAGAAGCCCGUGACCUCCCCCAGCCCCAUCCAGCCCGCCACCAGCGUUCCCGUCAUCCCCACCAGCGCUGUCGUGCCCCCUCCCCAGAAGCCUGCUUCUUCCGUGCCCGUUGUGCCUGCUCAGCCCUCCACCCCUGCUCAGCCUUCGACCCCCGCUACUCCUGAGCAGCCCUCCACCCCUGAGCAGCCCUCCAACCCUGCUCAGCCCUCCAACCCUGCUCAGCCCUCCAACCCUGCUCAGCCCUCCAACCCUGCUCAGCCCUCCACCCCCGCUACUCCCGAGCAGCCUUCCACCCCUGAGCAGCCCUCCAACCCUGCUCAGCCCUCCACCCCCGCUACUCCCGAGCAGCCUUCCACCCCUGAGCAGCCCUCUACCCCCGAGCAGCCCUCCGCUGUUCCCUCCACCCCUGGCAGCUUCACUGGCGGUGCCUCCAACGUCCAGCCCGCCUUCGGCUUCCUUGCCGGUGUCGUUGGUCUCAUGGCCCUCUUCUAA